Molecule: messenger RNA, 1533 nt
Organism: Mizuhopecten yessoensis (Yesso scallop)
Lineage: Eukaryota; Metazoa; Mollusca; Bivalvia; Pectinida; Pectinidae
Product: ubiquitin-conjugating enzyme E2-22 kDa-like
Exons: 6
Coding region: 230-829 (199 amino acids)
Biological process (GO): protein polyubiquitination; proteasome-mediated ubiquitin-dependent protein catabolic process
Cellular component (GO): nucleus
Molecular function (GO): protein binding; ubiquitin conjugating enzyme activity
Source: RefSeq, a predicted model, not a curated record
AUUUUUCUUCGAUUCGCCAAAUUUAUAGACCAGGAUGUGCUUUAAUGUAUUGAAUCAAAUAAAAGUAUUACUUCUCAAUUAGACAAACUCACUGAAUAAGUAAGACAAGUCCAAAGAGUGCUAUCGUUUUUGCGUAUUAUUUCACUUCCGCUAUACCGCUCUAACCGGAAGUGGUCUAUGUUGGCUCGGAGUAUUCUGCUAUCUAUCACUACUCCACCAUUACUUAUCAAUGGCAAACAUAGCAAUUCAACGAAUUCAAAGAGAAUUCAAAGAGGUUGUUAAAAGUGAAGAGGUAGCAAAAUGCAGUAUAAAAGUGGAACUAUUAAAUGACUCGUACACAGAGCUGAAGGGAGAGAUUGCUGGUCCUCCAGAUACUCCCUACGAAGGAGGCACAUUUAUCCUGGAAAUCAAAAUACCAGAAACCUACCCAUUUAACCCUCCAAAGGUGAAAUUUCUGACCAGAAUAUGGCAUCCUAACAUAAGUUCUGUGACGGGAGCAAUUUGUCUUGAUAUAUUAAAAGAUCAAUGGGCUGCGGCCAUGACACUGAGGACAGUGUUACUAUCCCUCCAGGCGUUACUAUCAGCAGCAGAACCUGACGAUCCACAGGAUGCAGUGGUAGCCAGACAGUACAAAGAGGCUAAUGAUAUCUUUAAAAAGACUGCUUCUCAUUGGACGAAUAAAUAUGCAGGAGGCCCAAAUUGUGAUAAAGAUUAUGAAGAUAAAGUAACACAAUUACAAAGUAUGGGAUUUGAUGAACAUAAAGCUCGAGUUUCUUUGUCAACUUGCAAUUGGAAUGUGGAGCGUGCGACAGAAAAUCUGCUUAGCUAAGGAUAGUAUUGAUUAAAGACAGCUUAUAAAGUUUAGUAUGUAUCUAACGUUAUGUGUGUACAACGACUGUACACGGGAGGUCACCAUUAAUCUGUGGCAGUGGCCAAUAACCUGUGGUGGCCAGUGGCACACAGUGGCACAUAGUGGCACUUCCUGUGUUUAGUGUGUGAGGAAGGGAAAGUAAGAUGUGUUUUAAUUGAAAGCUGUGAUGAAUGGAAGAUUUAAACUGAAAGAUAUUGUCUGUUAACUUAGCUUUUUUUUUACAAAUUCUUUCAAAUAAAAAAAUAUCUAUACUCGUUAUAUACAUGUCAACAUCAUAAAGUCAGAAUUCCUGUGAUGGAUCAAAUGUUCCAUUGAUUUUUCGAAUGUACCUGACAAUAUGUAGCAAUUUGAGCAUUAACUGGAGAACUGACCCCACAAAAGACUGAUUUAAGCAUCAGGAGCUGCACAACUUGUUCUGGGCCCAGUUUUCAACCUUCCAUUGGUGUGGAUAUAGUGUGUAAAAAUAUAUGACACAAAUCUUCAUGGUUUUGAUAGAAAAAAUUGCAGAGCAUUGUUAAAGAAUUUGUGUAUUCCUUGUACAUUGCCUUUGUUGUUUGCAUAGUAUAAGCAAAUGUGUUAUAAAAACUAUAUGCUGUAUUACUAAAAAGUGGAAUUCAAAUCCGGGUAUAAGUUAUCAGUAUAAAACUUGAAAGGCAACAUUU